Molecule: messenger RNA, 1365 nt
Organism: Magallana angulata
Lineage: Eukaryota; Metazoa; Mollusca; Bivalvia; Ostreida; Ostreidae
Product: D-threo-3-hydroxyaspartate dehydratase-like
Exons: 9
Coding region: 1-1266 (421 amino acids)
Biological process (GO): D-serine catabolic process
Molecular function (GO): D-serine ammonia-lyase activity
Source: RefSeq, a predicted model, not a curated record
AUGAAUUCAAAAAGCAAUUGCCACAUCGGGCUUCCAUAUCGAAUUGGUACUAAUUUGAGUACAGGUAAUAUUGAAACGCUACAGAGGAAUUUGGAAAUCAUUUCCACCGACCUGAAAAACACAGACAUUAAUAUAGGUAUGACAAUGAACCAUCCGCCGACACAUAUUAGUGACCUGCAGACGCCUUGUUUACUUGUGGAUAUUGACAAGGUCAAAAGGAACUGUUCGCGAAUGACCCAGCGAUACAAAGAAUUGGGUGUAGAACUUCGGCCCCAUAUGAAAACUCAUAAAACAAUAGAGGGUGCAGAUUUGAUGACGAAUGGAACCCGCAAGAAAAUUGUAGUGUCCACCCUGGCAGAGGCCGAGUUUUUUGCUAGUCAUGGCUACGACGACAUUAUCUAUGGCAAGCCUGUCAGUGAAUCACAGUUGUCAAGAUGCAAGAAGCUGCACGAGAAAUGUACUCAGUUUCAUCUGAUGUUUGACAAUGAAGAGACGAUAUCUGCAUUAGAAAGAAACCCUCUAGGGAACAAAGCCUGGUCUGUGUUUUUGGAAGUAGACAUAGGGGGCAAUAGAACUGGCGUAUUGUGGGACAGCGAUCGGGUUGUUGAAUUAGCCAGGUUAGCGACGAAUGCCAAGAAUGUGGAUUUUCUGGGUAUCUAUACACAUAACCCGAUGUCCUAUUCCCUGACGUCUGAUAAAGCUGUGAGAAACCAGGCGGAGACAGAUACUAAAAGAAUUCUCAGUGUCUGUGAUAGAAUUCGACAAGCCGGUUUUCAAGUUGUGACUGUGGGCCUCGGGGACACGCCUUGCUGUUCUGUUUCGGACGUCACCAUGGCAAAGCUCACCGAAGUACAUCCCGGAAAUUAUAUAUUUUACGACACCCAGCAAUAUAGAAUUGGCUCCUGUGAGUUCGACGACAUCGCAGUCCGGGUGGCUGCACGCGUCAUCAGCCAUAGACCAGAGACCAAUCAGAUCGUGUUGGACAGUGGCUUCGUGGCCUUGAGUCACGACGGAACCUACUGCAAUCUACCGGACGGCGUCGCUGUGUUCCAGGACCAUUCCGAAUUGAAAUUGGUAAACAUGUCACAGGAACAUGGAUGUGUCAGUGUCAAGAGUGGUAAAAUAGACUGCACUGCGUAUCCACUGGGAUCUAUGCUAUUCAUCUACCCAUACCAUGCGUGCGCAACUGCAGCGAAUCACCCUGUUUAUUACGUUCACUCUGGGGACAGCGUGAUUGGUGUUUGGAAACCUGUCAAAGGAUGGUGAGAGAGAGCAGCAAAAACACGGGAGAGGGCUAUUGUGUAUAUUUUGUAUUGGUGAAUAGAUAUAUAUUACAUUAUUUGGAUAAUAAAGAUACAGAUCGUG